AUGUUUCGCUCAGCCUCUAGCAAAUUUACAAAAACUAUUUUAACUAAAAGAUCAUACGCUGAUACUAACAGAACAAUGUCCUGCACACUUAAUGAAAGACCUGCCACAGAUAAAUUGAUUGAGGACAUUGCUACCUACGUUCACAAAAAGGAUAUUACUUCUCCAGUUGCUAUUCAAACUGCUAAAUGGUGUUUGUUGGAUACUUUGGGAUGUGGCCUUGCCGCUUUAAAUUUCCCUUUGGCUAAAAAAGUAAUGACCCCAGUAAUGCCAGAACAGUUAACUCAAAUUCCAUGUGGCGCAAAAAUUCCAGGAACAAAUUGGUCUAUGGACCCUGUUAAUGGAAGUUUUACUUUCGGUACAAUGAUUAGGUGGUUAGAUUUCAAUGAUUGCUGGCUUGCUUCUGAAUGGGGCCAUCCUUCAGAUAAUCUUGGUGGUAUUUUACCGGUAGCAGAUUAUAUUAAUCGUAAUCUGAAGGGUCAAGGCAUGCCAUUAACCAUAAAUGAUAUUUUGCAAUGUAUGAUAAAGGCCCAUGAAAUCCAAGGUGUGUUGGCUCUAGAUAAUUCUUUUAAUGCUCACGGUUUGGACCAUGUUUUACUAGUGAAAUUAGCCACUGCUAGUGUUGUAUCCAAAUUAUUAAAUCUUACUCAAGAGCAAACUAUACAAUGUAUUUCCCAUGCUUUAGUUGAUGGUCAAUCUUUAAGAACUUACCGUCAUGCACCAAAUACUGGGUCUCGUAAGUCUUGGGCUGCUGGUGAUGCUGUUUCUAGAGCAGUCAAAAUAGCAUUUAUGGUCAAACAAACCAAGAGCCAAUUAGGUGAUAUCCCAUCAAUCUUAUCUGCUCCAAAGUGGGGGUUUUAUGACGUCUUAAAUGACGGUAAACCGUUUAUCUUUAGCCAACGUAAAACCUUUGAUUCAUAUGUUAUGGAGAAUGUUUUAUUCAAGAUCUCCUUUCCAGCAGAAUUCCAUGCUCAGACUGCUGUUGAAGCUGCUUUGAUUGUGAAAAAACAAUUAGAUUCAAUGGGCAAAACUUAUUCUGAUAUUGAAUCCAUCAUAAUUAGGACCCAACAAGCUGCUAUGGAUAUAAUCAACAAAUCUGGUCCAUUACACAAUUAUGCUGAUAGAGACCAUUGUAUUCAAUACAUGGUUGCCAUUCCUUUAAUCUAUGGAGAACUAAAGGCAACCCAUUACAUGGAUGAUAUUGCAUUAAGUAAUCCAGAUAUUGACAUUUUAAGAGACAAGAUGGAAUGUAAAGUUGACAAGCAAUUAACUAAAGAUUAUCAUGAUCCAAAGAAACGUGCAAUAUCUAAUGCAUUACUUGUGAAAUUGAAGGAUGGAACAAUUUUAGAUGAAGUUUUAGUUAAUUAUCCAAUUGGACACCAUUUAAGACGUAAAGAAGGGAUUCCAUUAUUACUACAAAAAUUCACUAAUCAUUUGGAACAACAUUUCAAUAAAUCUGAACGUACCUCAAAUAUCUUGGAUAUAUCUUUAGGGGAUAAAUUUGGUGAAAUGCCAGUUGAUGAAUAUAUUGAUAUGUAUGUUAACAAAUGA
This is a messenger RNA of Arxiozyma heterogenica, 1548 nucleotides long. It is a transcript of the gene PDH1, whose product is annotated as putative 2-methylcitrate dehydratase. NCBI's taxonomy places the organism in Eukaryota, Fungi, Ascomycota, Saccharomycetes, Saccharomycetales, Saccharomycetaceae. The transcript has a single exon. The record is from RefSeq and is a predicted model, not a curated record. Gene Ontology annotation, cellular component: mitochondrion. Gene Ontology annotation, molecular function: 2-methylcitrate dehydratase activity; 2 iron, 2 sulfur cluster binding. The coding region runs from base 1 to 1548 and encodes 515 amino acids.